Beta vulgaris subsp. vulgaris (sugar beet) is the source of this 942-nucleotide messenger RNA. RefSeq lists its product as uncharacterized. The transcript has 3 exons. The coding region runs from base 1 to 942 and encodes 313 amino acids. NCBI's taxonomy places the organism in Eukaryota, Viridiplantae, Streptophyta, Magnoliopsida, Caryophyllales, Amaranthaceae. The record is from RefSeq and is a predicted model, not a curated record.
AUGCAACAACCGAAUCGAGCAUCAUGUGAUAGUCGCCCUAUAUGUAUGGGCAUCAACUCCAAUCUUAGAGAUCAAAGGGUGUUGGGUAUGUCUAUGCGAUCAGAACGAGCAACUCUUGAUCAGAAUGAAGAGAAAGAUCAAAGAGAUAUUACUAGUUUCUUUCCGAAAAGAAAUAACACGAAAUCUGGAAAUCCCUCUACACCAAAUUCCAAUCGAUCUCAAGCAAAUCUUUCUCCAUCAAUUAAUAACCCAUCGACUCAAGAAACUAAUAAUGAUCCACAAAAUCAUGAGACUCAAGCCCCGAACGAACAACAAAGAUUGAUUGAAGUAGAUGCUACCGAUCUUCCUCAAGAUCCGGGGAAAAGAAAAAGAAUUGUUGAUUUCCAUCCAGAUGACAAAGAUAACGUUCGGAGGGUUUAUGGCGGAAGAAAACUUUAUCAGCCUGAAAAUCAUGAGUUCCCUUUCAGACCUUUUGGGCAAAAAAAUCGUCGAUUAAACAAAAAAUGGUUUGAGACGUAUAAAUCAUGGCUUAAGUAUAGUAUUGAAAAGGAUGCAGCUUUUUGUUUUCCUUGCUAUUUGUUCAAGGAACCAAACGAACCUGGCGGAGAUGCAUUUAUUAAUGAAGGAUUCAGAGCUUGGAACAAAACAAAUGCAUACGAAAAACAUAUUGCAGGGCAUAUGAGUGCUCAUAAUAAGGCUGUGAGAUCUCUAAAAGAUUUUGAAAAUCAAAAGGCUAACCUUCCAUCUCUCUUUGCUGACCAAUCAGAGGAGAACAAGAUUAAAUAUCGAGAGCGAUUACAAGCUUCUAUUAAAUGUUUGAAAUGGCUUUUACUUCAAGGUUUGCCUGCUCGUGGACAUAAGGAAAAUGAAACUUCUUCUAAUAGAGGUAACUUUCUUGAACUUCUAAGAUUUCUUGCCUCAGAAAAAGAAGAUGUUGCUUAA